Molecule: messenger RNA, 2463 nt
Organism: Entamoeba invadens IP1
Lineage: Eukaryota; Evosea; Mastigamoebida; Endamoebidae
Product: mediator of RNA polymerase II transcription subunit, putative
Exons: 2
Coding region: 1-2463 (820 amino acids)
Source: RefSeq, a predicted model, not a curated record
AUGCCAAAACAAAACCGCUCGAAAAAACAGCAAAAAUCGAAGGUUGUCGCAGCAAAGCCAACACCCACAGUCCAACAAAUGUCACAAGAAAUACAACAAGACCAACAACAACACACUGAUCCCGGACAUACACUCCCCCCUUUUAAAAACUUACAAACAGUCAUCGGCGUUCAACAAAACGUUCCUAAUAUUAGACAAGCUCAACUCGCGUUGAACCAAACCGGAAUGCAACAAGCUCCUUUCAUUAACCAAAAGAUGCAUUUACAAUUCGCUCGACCAGGGGGACAACCAGAAGGUGUGAUGCAAUUUCAACAACAAAUGCCGAGGGCAGUCCCAGGUAAUACUCAACAGGUCAAUGCGAAGAAACAACACUUCCAACAAAUGACGCAGAAUAUCCAAAACAUGCAACAGCCAAUGCAGAUGCAACAACAAGGAAUUCAACAGGUGCAGCCACAAAACAUACAACAAGUCCAACUUGGAGCCGUCAAUGUACAACAAGGUGUCCAAGGGGUACAAGGCAUUCAAAUGCAAAAGAAACAGGUGAACCCCAUUAUUCAAGCUCCGAUCCAACAAAUGGACCCAACAAAAAUGGCUCAAUUCAGAACAAUUGGGAUGCAGAUGCAACAACAAGGGGUACAACAACAAAGAGGAGUUGCCCAACAAAUACUAACAAAUGGCGGGAUGGCGGAGAUUAGAAGAGUUAAUGUCCCGUCAAUGGGACAGGGCAAUGGGAUUGUCCAACAGAUGGGACAACAGAUGCAAAUGCAAAACAUUAAUGGCAUGGGACCAUAUGGAAGGACUGUACAGAUUGUAGCACCGAUGGGAAUGGGACAACAACAAAACAUCCAACAACUUCAACCCGGGAUGCAGGCCAUUAUUCAACAAGCCCAACCACAAAAUGCGGGGGAACAACAAACACAACAAUUACAAGCUAAUGUGCAAGGAGGGAUACAAAAAGUUGGACAGAACGGAAUGGUGCAGACCCAAGGGGGGAUACAAUAUCGAACAAUACCACAAAUGAUGCCGGGAAUGACGAUGGGUAACAUGCAACCAUUCCAAUUUGUCCAACAACUUCCACAAGCCCAAAUAAGACAGAUGAUGCAAAAGAUGACGAAGCCGGAAGGCGUGAAGAUGCCACAGAACUUGCCAUCACUCCAACCACAACCUGGCAUGCCACACCAAUUCAAUGGACAACCAAUGAUUAAGCAAGUCAAUAUGCCACAACAAGGGCAAAUGCAACAAGGACAAAGAAUUCAAACUGUUGGUGGCGCUAAUACUAUUGGAGUUAGUCCGAAUAUGGGAAUGUUGAGACAAGUCAACUUCCAAAUGGCAAUGAACCCUGCAUUCAUGGGACAGAUGCAAGGGAAUCCACAGAAUAUCAUUGCUCCAAACAUGCCAACAGGCCAAUUAGUGUUUGCAAACCAAAUCAAAGGUGUGCCAGGGAUGAAUGGAGUUAACGUACAACAAGGCAAUGAGCAAGGCAUUGUUGUGAUUCAACAACAACAACAAAACGCACAAAAACAAGAAUCGCCACAACAAACUGUGAUACCACAAAGCAUGACACCAAAUGUACAACAAACAAUUGCACAAAAUGGGGUCCAAACAAAUCCGAUUCAUUUGAAGUUACAGCCUGGACAAAUGACAGUUGGAGGACAGAUGAGACAGGGACAACAAAUGGUCGGACCACAGUUCAUGCCCCUCAACGCCCCACAUCUGAGACAACAGAAUUUGGUACUUGACCCGAAGAUACUGACGAUGCAGAACCCUCAGAUGGUGCAGAUGAACACCAUGCGUCCCCCACAAUUCCAAACGUCAGCGAGUGUUACACAACCAACAGUUCAUCCUCCAAUGCCCCCAAAAGCUCCAACUCCGUCGACAAAGUCGAAGGCUGGACACUCGAAGAGUGGGAUUAAAGAGGAAGAUAAUGUGAGUCGAGCGGGAAGUGUAGUAUCGAGUGCGACUGGGAGGAAGAAAAAGCGAGAAAACAAAAAGGUAUUAGAAUCACCGCCACGACCUAAUUUAGUCGACGAACACAGAGAAGCGUUGAAAAAAAUGUUUGAGAAUAACACGGAGUCUGUGACGAGUCUUGUGAAAGAACACCCAGCGUAUCCCGAAAUAUUUGAAAAAACGUUACACGAAAUUGCGAAGUACUGCAACGCUAAGGAAUUUUUCAAGUAUCAAUGCGAGAACGACAAAGUUAUUGUGUCCACCGUUGCGAGCGAUGCAUUUGCAUGCGCUAAACUGAUACUUGUGUUCCGCGUUGAUUCGACAUUUGACGAGAGUUUGGGGUUUGUCAAGCCGAUUCUUUCUGAUGGGACCGAGUUUGUCGAUGAGAAAGUAUCGAAGGAAAUGGUGAGGAAGAAAGGGAUGGAACACUUCUUGGAUAUGUUCUUUGAGUAUACGAAAACGAUAGUCCCGAACAUCGAAAACAGUACGACCUCUGUACCUGUGACUGCUGCAUAA